Ictidomys tridecemlineatus (thirteen-lined ground squirrel) is the source of this 1549-nucleotide messenger RNA. RefSeq names its product POU domain class 5, transcription factor 2 (gene Pou5f2). The record is from RefSeq and is a predicted model, not a curated record. Gene Ontology annotation, biological process: regulation of transcription by RNA polymerase II. Gene Ontology annotation, molecular function: DNA-binding transcription factor activity, RNA polymerase II-specific; RNA polymerase II cis-regulatory region sequence-specific DNA binding. Lineage: Eukaryota; Metazoa; Chordata; Mammalia; Rodentia; Sciuridae.
UGGAGGCUCGGACUAAAGAUCCCCAAACCACUUGGAGGGCCAGAACUCCAGGUUGUACCUUGGUAGAAGUUGAGAAUAAUGCUCAGAUAGAGGGACUCACUCCCUUAACCUCAAAGACCUGAGGAGUUACCAUUGAAUGGAUUUGCGAGAUAUCCCACUUCUGCACACACAAAAAAACACUCCCUUAGCCCUCUUGCUUGCCACUCUGUCUCCUGCCCACUCGGGGGGCGGGGCUCGAGGGCAAGGCUGGUAGCUGUUUCAGUCCUCGAGAGCCAUCAGUUCCUACCAGACUCUUGCUGGGGGAGCCGGCCUACCCCAUGGCAGAACACAGGACCUCAAACUUGAACCCCCUUCAAUCCAGUGGCGGGGGUGGCUCCGGAGGGCCAGUGUCCUUGAGGGUUGACACUCCAACCUUAUUGAGUGCCCAGGUGGCUCCUGGCAGGAUGAUGGUCCAGCCAGGAGUUGGGCCAGGCAUUUUCCCAGGCCCUGACAUGUGGGGGGUGCCCCUGGGUCCCCUGCCUUAUGAAUUCCGGGGCAGGAUGACCUCGUGUGGAGCUGGCGAAAUAGGAGUCUGGUGCCAGAGGCCUCCCGAGGGCACUUGUUCUGGACCUUACAUUGCUCUGCGGAGCCUCCCGAAAUUGGCGCUGCCCGAAGAUGUCUUAGCUAUUAAAAAGGAGAUGGAGCAGCUGGCUAAGGAGCUGAAGCUGAAGAGGAUGACCCUAGGGUACUCGCAGGCGGAUGUGGGGUUCGCCGUGGGAGCUAUGUUUGGAAAGGUGCUUAGCCAGACAACCAUAUGCCGCUUCGAGGCCCAGCAGCUCAGCCUCGCCAACAUGUGGAAGCUGCAGCCGCUGCUGAAAAUGUGGCUAGAGGAAGUGGAUGCCAAGAACCUUCUGGGCUUAUGCAAAAUGGAGAUGAUUCUGCAGCAAGCUCGGAAGCGGAGACGGGCAAGCAGGGAGAGACGAAUCAGAAACAACCUGGAGAAACUCUUCCUGCAGUGCCCAAAGCCUACACCCCAGCAAAUCAGCCGCAUCGCUGGGCACCUCCGGCUGCAGAAGGACUUGGUCCAAAUUUGGUUCUAUAACCGGAACCAGAUGGGCAGUCGGCCAAUCAACGACGCCUUCCCACUGGAGAAUGUGGGAAUGGCCGGGCCUUCUUUCCCAGGGCCACCAGUGUGCUUUCCGCUGGCACCAGGGCUCCAUUUUGAUUUCCCCCACUAUGGGGGGUCCUACCUUACACCCAUGUACUCCUCUACCCGUUUUCCUGGGGGAGGAGCCCUCCUCUGUGCCCCGGCCACCACUCUGGGCCUCCCCAGGCUUUCAAGCUGAGGGGCCUGUCCCAUUGGGGAAGAUAAGAGAGGGAGGGAAAGGGAAAGCUGGGGAAGUCCCUGGGAUUCAUUUCAGGGCCGUUAGCCUUUUGUUAAGAAUAUGUACUAGGGAAUGAGGGUGGGAAUUGUUUAGGAAAAAACUGGGAGGGAAUUUGAAGUUUACAACUGCUUUGUUUUUCCCUAAUAUUGAUUUGAAGGCAUAUUACAAUAUAUAGUUAGUUUCUA